AUGGUCUCUAAUUUGAAGAGAAUUAUUUUAUUCGCGUUAUUCGCGUUGUCCUUUGCAGCUGCACAUCCAUUUCAUGUCCUUGAAUCACGAGAACAGCACGAUCGAAGAGUUCCGAUUCCUUUGGUUGUACGAGUUAUCCCCACGGAAGGCGCUGUUGCCAGAGACCUAAUAGCUCCGAUCACCACCUCAGUGACGGCUACAGAGUCUCCAGCUUACAAUUCUGCAACUGUAACUAGUAUAAUCUUACCAACUUCACUUGUACCAACACCACUUGUACCAACGCCGCUUGUACCAACACCACUUGUACCAACACCGCUUGUACCAACACCACUUGUGGCAAAAGAGAUUGGUAAUCAGGUACCUCCUAUAGGUGCUGUCGCCGUAGUAAAGCAUACAUAUCCUCCUAUAAAUAUUACCGAGAUUGAAGCUGCUGCUGUAUUAAUACCUAUUGCCGCCGCAGGUGGAGCUGUCUCUAAUGCCUUGAAUAAUCCACUCCUUCCCUUCCAACAAAAUAAUAAUAAAGAGAAUUCAAAUAUCAAAGCUAAAUCAUCACAAACUACAUCUUCCAGUACAACUGAAAGCUUUUCUACAACAACACCCACUUCAUCUUCUCAACCUCAGCAGCAGCAGUCUUCUACUAACAUUGCAAAUUCUUCAGUGUUACAAGCUGCUGCUGGAAUUGGUGUCGGUUUAGCUGGUGUAGCCGCUAGUGCGAUCGGAGCGUACUAUUAUAUACAAGGAAGAAAAAAACAAAAAGAGGAUAAACCAGGUAACAAUCGAGGUGUUAAUGGUGAAGAUAAGGAUAAACCACAAAAAGGAAUUGUUAUUACUCCUCGUGGACUCUCGAAAGAUUUUGUUGAUUCUGACGAUGAAAAUAAUGCUACUAAGUCUUCAACGAAGGAGGACACGAUUUUCGGUUCACAAGCUGCGUCUACUUCAAUGGUUGAUCUAGGUCAAGACACUGCAGGGUCCGUGGUAAUGGAAAGGCAUCAUUCUGAUUAG
This is a messenger RNA of Cetraspora pellucida, 1002 nucleotides long. Lineage: Eukaryota; Fungi; Glomeromycota; Glomeromycetes; Diversisporales; Gigasporaceae. The record is from the annotation of a GenBank genome assembly.